This is a messenger RNA of Neopelma chrysocephalum (saffron-crested tyrant-manakin), 6150 nucleotides long. RefSeq names its product zinc finger protein 143 (gene ZNF143). NCBI's taxonomy places the organism in Eukaryota, Metazoa, Chordata, Aves, Passeriformes, Pipridae. Gene Ontology annotation, molecular function: DNA-binding transcription factor activity, RNA polymerase II-specific; RNA polymerase II cis-regulatory region sequence-specific DNA binding. Gene Ontology annotation, biological process: regulation of transcription by RNA polymerase II; central nervous system development. The coding region runs from base 2324 to 4249 and encodes 641 amino acids. Gene Ontology annotation, cellular component: nucleus; PcG protein complex; transcription regulator complex. The transcript has 16 exons. The record is from RefSeq and is a predicted model, not a curated record.
CAGAUAAUCAAGGCACUAAUCAGGGCAAUUCUUCCAAUUUCAGGCGCUACAAUGGACAGUGUAAAUAUUCAUGAGGAAAAUCGAACUGUCUCAGUGCUCUUGUUUUCCAAUUCCAGUAUUACUCUUUCCUGUCUGCAUUUUGACUUGUAUCUGCUUCCUUGAUCAUCCCCACGAUUUCUGCUGCUUUUAUAACUCCUGCAGCCUCUGACAUGUGUAUGUACAUAGGACAGCAUCGCAGGCCAGCCUUUCCUUGCCACUGGCGUUUUUUUCCUGUGUUGCCACAUCUCUUGCCCAUGUCUGCAGCUCACCAGUAAUGAUUUUCUGCUCGGCAUCAAUAGGGGGCAGUUUGUUUUUUCAUCUCUUCUGUGCUAAAAGGAAAACUGUGCACCUGGUAAAGAGAGCAUGAAUUGAGUAGUCUGUUCCUGUACCUUGUGUCUCAAAAGAUGGAAGGAAGGGUUUUGUGUAGCUUAUGGUCCGUAAGAUAGACUGUGAUCUAAACAGAUGGAUCCUCUUCUUGAAUCUGAGCACAGGUAUUGUUCUGAGUCUGAGGGAGGUGCCUCUCCACGGACACAACUUCUAGGGAGGAGGGGAAGAAAGCCUUGCAACCCAUCAUGGCACAGUGGGUAUUGUGGGGUUUUGCCUGUACCCAAAUAUGUAACUUGUCUGCUCUUGGUUGUAUUUACUUAAGAGAGUACGAUUUUGGUUCUCUCGCUCUAUGCACUAGCAACUGUUGAUCAGUUACUGAAAACUAGAAUUGGAUUAAAUAAGUAAAUGCUUUUAGUGAUUUAAUCUGUUAAAAUUUUCAGGUUUACAAUGCUUUUUUAAUUGUAUAGUGGGGUUGUACUUUGCUCCACCAAGAUAAUAUUUGUUAAAUAAGCGAAGUUCUUGGUUUGAAGGGAAUUUACAGUUCCAGCAACUUUUGUGAUUUUUCAAGGUUGACACCAGAGUUAUACUUGAAAACUACGUAACACUUCCCUCAGUCUGUAUCUUACAGACUACAUAAAUGUCUUCAGAAUGUUUCCUUCUCUAUAGACUUGAGACUUUCCACUUGAGUGGAAAAUUGUGUUACCUGCCCAAUGCCCUUGGACUUCAUUUCUGAUGACAGACUUUUCUAGAAUAGGAGGAUGGGUCCAUAUUUGCAAGUUAGUUGGUGUUACCCAUAUUUUAAGUAUUUGCACGCUGAGCUAAUGUACUACACAGACUUUCACAGAAUGUAUUUAGAUGUACUGCUUUUCAAUUUACAUUUGUAAUGUGGUUUUGGCAAUCCAAUAGACUGCCCGUUCAGUUCCUGAAAUACAACCCUGGCUUAAAACACUGCCGUUAACUGUCAUGGCUAAUGCUGAUACAUCUCUAAUGCAGUUAUCAGAUUACUAAUUAACUCCUAACCACACAAAAAAUCCCACUCAAAAUUCCUUCUUUUGUUGGCAGUCUCAGUGGAUUUGCAGGAUUUGAAAGGGCAUGGCCGGGAUUAAUUUGUUUUGGUGAUGUAAAUAAGUCACUUCUGUGAUUUCUUGACAAUUAAGAAAGAGGUCUGUUUGACAUUAAAGUAAAACAUGGAUAGAAAUAGUUGGUCUCAGUUGCUUUCAGAUUUUUGGCCCUUAAGUAUUCACCUAUUCACCAGAUGUUCCUAGUUUUAUUUAAAACACUGAUAUAACUGGAGGGUUUAUGAUUUAAGAAUUAAGUAACUCCCUGAAGUACUUCAGACAUUAACUAUAUCUUUUUUUUUUUAACUGCAUAUAGGCAUUAUUGUUUCUAGGAGUAAUUUGGAUACAAUUCUGACAUGCAUCACCUGGAUACCUUCUUGAUAUAGCCAGCAUUUUAGGUAUAUACACUUGAUGUCAAGAACAAACAAACAGAAGCCAAUUUUUUAAAAAACACAGUUUCAUCUGUUAAGUGCUUUAAAUACAUUUCUCACUUCAUGACUUUCAGGGUAAAACUCCACUGGAAUGAAAUCUUGUGCUUUCUCUCAUUAGUGUGCUGAAAAAUUAUUUUAAGUUCGAGUGUUUUUUUCAUCUUUGUCAAUCACAUUGUAAAUUUUUUUCAGAAAAUCAUAUAACCUACCAUAGUUUCAGGCUUUUUUUCCCUGAAUUUGCACUUUAUAAUUAUUUAUCCUUACUUUUUUUUACUCUUAAACUCAAGUGAUUUAUUACCAGUUAGUCUACAGUAAAGAAAAUGAGGUUGUUUUGUUUUUUUUUUUAGUAAAGGUGUGCCUGAGCAUUAAUAAUACAGGUUUGGCCAGGAGAGAAGAAACGUGUCUUAGCUUUGAGCAAGGAAUAUCAGCUGAGUUGAGAGAAACUUGAUGGACUGUUUUGGUAGGUAGACAAUGUUAUUAGCUCAGAUAAAUCGAGACUCUCAGGGAAUGACUGAAUUUUCUGGAGGAGGAAUGGAGGCCCAGCAUGUGACUCUGUGUCUAACAGAAGCUGUAGCUGUGCAAGGUGAACCUUCAGAUGGGGACAACUUAGAAAACAUGGAAGGUGUAAGUUUGCAAGCAGUUACCCUGGCUGAUGGCUCCACUGCUUACAUACAGCACAAUUCUAAAGAUGGUAAAUUAAUGGAUGGCCAAGUGAUUCAAUUAGAAGAUGGUUCUGCUGCUUAUGUUCAACAUGUACCUAUGCCUAAAAGCAGGGACAGCUUGCGCCUGGAAGAUGGACAGGCAGUUCAGCUGGAAGAUGGAACUACGGCAUUUAUUCAUCACACCUCGAAAGACAGUUAUGACCAGAGUGCAUUACAAGCUGUCCAGCUGGAGGAUGGAACCACUGCCUACAUCCACCACACGGUGCAAAUGCCACAGUCAGAUACCAUUUUAGCCAUUCAGGCUGAUGGCACAGUGGCAGGUCUUCACACAGGAGAUGCUGCCAUCGACCCAGACACCAUCAGUGCUUUGGAGCAAUAUGCAGCCAAGGUGUCUAUUGAUGGAAAUGACAGUGUCAGUGGCACAGGAAUGAUAGGUGAAAAUGAACAAGAUAAAAAAAUGCAGAUUGUCCUGCAAGGACAUGGAACAAGAGUGACUGCAAAAUCUCAGCAGACUGGAGAGAAAGCCUUUCGCUGUGACUAUGAUGGUUGUGGCAAACUGUACACAACAGCUCAUCAUCUUAAGGUGCAUGAAAGGUCACACACAGGAGACAGACCGUAUCAGUGUGAACAUCCUGGAUGUGGCAAAGCCUUUGCAACAGGGUAUGGGUUAAAAAGUCACGUUCGAACACACACGGGUGAAAAGCCUUAUCGGUGCACAGAAGAAAAUUGCACUAAAUCAUUCAAGACUUCAGGAGACCUGCAGAAACAUAUUCGAACCCACACAGGUGAAAGGCCCUUUAAGUGUCCCUUUGAAGGAUGUGGCAGGUCAUUCACAACGUCUAAUAUUAGAAAGGUUCACAUCAGGACACACACAGGCGAAAGGCCUUAUUACUGUACAGAGCCGGGAUGUGGGAGAGCUUUUGCCAGUGCAACUAAUUAUAAGAAUCAUGUGAGAAUACACACAGGGGAGAAGCCUUACGUCUGCACAGUUCCUGGUUGUGAUAAACGUUUUACAGAGUAUUCCAGUUUAUACAAACAUCAUGUUGUACACACUCAUUCCAAACCCUACAACUGUAAUCACUGCGGGAAAACCUACAAGCAGAUUUCUACUCUUGCUAUGCACAAGCGGACAGCACACAAUGACACUGAGCCCAUUGAGGAAGAACAAGAGGCUUUCUUUGAGCCACCUCCAGGUCAAGGUGAAGAUGUUCUCAAAGGCUCCCAGAUAACCUAUGUGACAGGGGUAGAGGGAGAAGAUGUAAUUUCUGCACAGGUUGCUACCGUUACUCAGUCAGGAUUAGGUCAACAAGUGGCACUAAUAUCCCAGGAUGGAACCCAACAUGUCAACAUAUCCCAGGCAGACAUGCAGGCCAUCGGCAAUACUAUCACUAUGGUGACACAAGAUGGCACCACCAUCACUGUCCCUGCCCACGACGCCGUCAUUUCUUCUGCAGGGACACAUUCCGUGGCGAUGGUUACUGCGGAGGGCACCGAAGGACAGCAGGUUGCCAUUGUGGCUCAAGACUUAGCAGCAUUUCACAGUGCCUCUUCAGAAAUGGGACAUCAGCAACAUGGGCACCAUUUAGUGACUACAGAAACUAGACCUGUUACAUUGUUGGCUACAUCCAAUGGGACACAAAUUGCAGUACAGCUUGGAGAACAACAGUCUCUGGAAGAAGCCAUUAGAAUAGCCUCCAGAAUACAGCAGGGUGAAACACCAGGGAUUGAUGAUUAACUUCUAAAACUGCUAUCAGAACAAUAGAGUGAAAGGUAUUUUAUUUUCAAUCAGCAAAGGUCCAUGCCAGCAGCAAACCAUAAAAACUUUGAAGUCACCCACUCACUGAUACUGUGUACACAUUUUAUGCAAGAGUGAAGAACAUUUUCUAAGUUUUGUGUACAUAACCCUUGGAAUGGACUGACAUCAUCUACUUCCAACCGUUGUAUUCAGGAAUAUGGAAUUAGGAUUAUAUAGUAGACUUCCUUGUUAUCCUUUCAUCAGAUUUCAGACUGGUCUACAAGCAAGUGAAAAAUAGAAGUAUUGGAAUUAAUUUUUAAUGUCAUGUACAAAUAAUGAAGGCAUUACUGAAGAUUUCAGAUGUUUAAAUCACCAUUUCAGGAACCCUUACAAAUAAUAAAGGCAAUAAAGCCUUUUAAAUUGCAUUCCAUCAAUGGAAAAGUCUUGGAUUUUGAGCCUACUACUGUAAAUCUUCGUAUUUUGAUUUGUUUCAUACAGAUUUGAAUACUCUUUAGAUUAUCUACCCCAUCUCAUUCAUUGUAAAUACAGACUGUUAAUGCUGGAAAUGCUAAUUAUAUUAUCUUUAAAUUGGAUUAUGUACAAAGGACAAACUGGUUGUUCAAUAUUAAAGAAAGUAAAUCUAAUGGUUUUGUUUCUUUACAUAUUUUACUUAAGAUGUUACUCUCAGAUUAUUAUGCAAUAAAUAUAGCAAGAUUGUAUUGUUUAGGUAGGAUGAUAUUGUUGUGUGACGUAUUGUUUUAUUUCCUAAUGAGACUGAAGUUCAAAUUAUUUAUUUACGGCCUUGUAUAAAUUUUUCCAAAGUUUAUUUAUCAUAAACUUAAUUUUUUGACUUAUUAAUUUUGAUCAUAAUCCACUACAGUGUGUUAAGUAAUUAGUGGUAAUAGUUAUUUCAAACAUUCUAAAACACUACAAGAAUGAUUUUGACUAAAAAGUAAAGUUGCCCGUUUUCAAGAGAAGUAUUUUCAAAUGGUGCAUUUGCAGCACAAGUACUAAUAGUCUAUUUUCAACAGUUCUGAAUGCCUGCUGCUACCAUUCAAUACCUAGGAUAUGCUGAUAAUGAGUGCUUUUGAAAAUCAGGACACAAGUUACUAGAAAAAAGGGAUUAAUUAAUGAUGAUGUAAGUACAAUGCUCGUCUCCAAUGAUCAUUCUGUAAAGGAACAAAAACUUUGUUGUAGAUAUGUCUUAACACAUACAGCAAAAUGUAACAUUUUUUUUUUAUAUGAAAAGGUAUUUCUACUCUUGUCUUGUUAGUAAGCUGGUUAAGCAAGUUAAAAUUUUUUGACUUCCUGUAAGUUCAGUGUUUAUUUUAGAUGAGUGUCAAGAGCACUCCUGAAACCGAAGCCUCAUUUUUUUUUUUCCUUCUCAAGGGAAGGAUUAAACAUCCUCUGGACAAAGUCUUUAUCAAGGAAUCACAAGUGUUGUGAGGUGCACAUUCUACAUGAAAAAAUAAAGUCCAUAACUCCCUACUUUGAGGUAUUUGACCUCAAAAAGGCCAAAUUUGAAUAGAAUUAAGCUGAUUAAUUGUGAAUUACUAUAUCAGUGUGGGUUGCAGCCUUUUAUGUUUUCUACACAGAGGCCAACUGUAAAGUACAGUGAGAGAAUACUGUACUGUGGGAUAGAUGGGGACAAAGCAAAGACUAUUCUCUGGAUCCAUUAGAGAGUACAACUUGGAAACAAUUAGGCUGUCUGUAACUUUUGUAUAGGAUUGAGGCUGCUUGCUCACUUAGGUGCCAGUUUUCCUGAAGUGUUGUAAAUCUUGAUAUCCCAUGGAGAUAAAUGUACUAUGCAAGGAGGAUUAAUUGCCUGUCAACUAGACCAGUUUCUUAGUACUUAUCACCUUUUAGAAAUUAAAGUUGUAUCAUUUGACAUGAACGUUCAA